AUGCCUGUAGUAUCAUCUGACCACGUACACCCGAGCGAAGGCGCUGCCGAUUCGCCAAUCAAGAAAUCGCGAAGAGGCAAUCGGUUUCAGCCCAUUGUCAGUUGCUUGGAAUGUCGUAGGAUGAAGUGGAAAUGCGAUAGGAACUUUCCAUGUAACAACUGCAAAAAGCGAGGGCUGGAAUCUAUAUGCCCCAAUGGACAGCUCAGUGGAGCGAAGAGUGAUCGUCAACAAGUGGUCGAAAUGCAGACCCGUAUCGACGAGCUUGAGCGUGAGCUCCAUCUUGCUCGCCAGGCGCUACCGACUUCCUCCACCAACCGACCUCAUUCUCACCCCCCAGACAUCCCUAUUCCCCUCCUUCCCACCUCUGCAGUACCUUCGACAAGUACCGCCACACGAAUAUCGCCCGAGGGACUGGGGGAUGGAGCGAAAAGUGCAGGGAAAAGAGCGGAUCAUGGGCAAUUGACGUUAGGCGAGACUCCGGGUAUCUCGAGGUUCUUCGGAGGCGCUGGGACGCAGUAUUUGAUGCAUUCUGAGGGCCAUUCCAGCCCUGCAUCUGCUACCGUGCCAUCGCCGAGCCUCACCAUGCUAUCAUCUUUCCUCCCAGGCGCGUCAAAGCAGCUGUCUCUUGCACAGAUACAGAGCUACCUCCCAGAUGCGAUUACUACCGCUCACUUGUCCGGCAUCUUUUUCGAGCAUGGCUGUGUGAACUACGACAUUAUCCGAAACGACAGCUUUGAAAAGAUAUACCUCGCAAUCUCCAACACCUCUUCCUCCUCUUCCCCCAUCUCAAGCGCUCGCACCUCGAGGGGGGAUGAGAAUAACCAACACCUCGCCCUAGUCCUACUCGUCCUAGCCGUAGGUGCACAGAUGGAUACUUCUCUCCCACCAUACAACGAAGUCGGGGAAGGGCUAUAUCAUCUCGGAUGUAUCGCCCUCGCUCAUGAUGUAUCGAGUAGUAUAACGCUAGUCCAAGCUAUCAUCAUCAUGAGUCGAUACGAAAGCAACUCGGGACGGACCGUGGCUUAUGAAGCGUUUUGGCCGAUUUUGGGGCUAGGGAUAAGGUGUGCUCAGCAGAUUGGGCUUCAUAGAGAUGGCAAGAACUGGGCAUUAUCAGACGACGAAGUAGAGCUUCGAAGAAGAGUGUAUUGGGAGAUGUAUCAAGAGGAUACGUUGCAGAGUAUGUCACAGGGACGACCGAGGGGAACCAAGGAAUCCACUGUAGAUGUCGUCUUUCCAAUGCUCGAUCCGGAUAGUAUGACAUCAAUAUUUUCAAGAUUCAAGUACCGCGUCUCUCUCAUAUUCGCCAGAAUCAACUCGUUAUUCAGCGACGUUAAAUCAGUUUCUUUCGAUCAAGUACUUGCGCUCGACAAAGCCACUCGAAGCCUCGAAUCGGAACUACCGCCCGAGCUAGUAUUUGGCAGCAAUCUACCCGCACAUCAAGCCACUCGACGUAUCAUGUUUGUACAUCGCAGCUACUUUGCGCGCGUGCUUCGCGAGUCUCAAGCCGAGCCUCUGAUGUCUCCCUACAGCUUUAGCUACGUUGCUGAGCUCGAAUCAUCCAGGAUCAUGAUCGACAUCCUGAAGUCUGCUAUGGCAGUCGAUCCCGAUAUCGCAGGACGUUACUGGAUAUUCUGGUUUCACGCAUUCAUGGCGAUCCACAAUUUUUCCGUCUCUGUAGUUCGAUCUCCGCACAGCUCGCUUGCGCAGGCUGCUCUGGCACAAAUCAAGGAAGGGGUGAAUCUGUAUGAGAGUGUAGGAAAAGGGUACAAGGCGUAUAGUGAUUUGCCGAUCGUGAGACAACUACUUACCCGAGCAUCCGACGCCAUCGCCUCUCCCGGUACCACCCAUCGCCUUGACGCCCCCUUCCCCGCCGACUUGCUCGGCGUCGGCACCACGCUCCGAAGAGCAAAAGAUCAACCCCUCCCGUCACUAUCCACAUCCACAUCAAAUACCCGAUCUCUUCUUCCCGAUUUAGAGACCUUCCCAACGACAAUCGCUGAUGCAAUCGCUUAUCAAAACAGUCUUCUUCCCACGCCCGCAGACCCUACUUUGGCAUCGUCUUUAUCUCGUCCUCUUGAGGCAAGCGGCGUAGCGGAAGGGUCGUCCCUCGGACAUGAAGAGAACAGCGAUUGGCCAUCGUGGGGUGACGGGAGUGUUGUUGGGGAGAAUGAGGGUAGUUUGGAGUACGACUUUGAUGCUUUUUUGGCUAGUAUAAUCGGUGUUGAUCCUAUUUCGCUCGCUGGUUUGGUCUAUGACGAGUAG
This is a messenger RNA of Cryptococcus wingfieldii CBS 7118, 2262 nucleotides long. RefSeq lists its product as hypothetical. Gene Ontology annotation, molecular function: zinc ion binding; DNA binding; DNA-binding transcription factor activity, RNA polymerase II-specific. The transcript has 19 exons. Gene Ontology annotation, biological process: regulation of DNA-templated transcription; DNA-templated transcription. The coding region runs from base 1 to 2262 and encodes 753 amino acids. Lineage: Eukaryota; Fungi; Basidiomycota; Tremellomycetes; Tremellales; Cryptococcaceae. The record is from RefSeq and is a predicted model, not a curated record.